GCACCCUACUCAAAACUACGUGUUAAUAAUUAAUAUCCCUUUACAAGCGAAUGUUUCAACCAACUUGAAUCAUAAACUCUUUCAAAAGUAAAACUAGACCUGUCGAAAGGGCAUAUAAUGUUUAAUGCAGCGCGUUGCAAAGUUUCCCGGCAGGAUACAUGGAGGUAGUGAUGCGUGUCCUGCCUACCGCACUUGAUAUAUAAACCCGAUGCUAAUCACAAGUGAUUCAGUUUACGUUUCAGUGCAAACCUGUAAAUAGACUAAACAUGAAGUGCGCGGUGGCAUUAGUACUGGCCCUGAUCGGCAUGGUGGUCGCCAACCCUGUCCCACCACUGGGACUGGGCCUCGCCUCUCCCGUCUUGCUGCCAUCAUACUCUGUAAGCUCCAGCGUGAUCAACCACGGAGUGACGAUCCCUCGCGUUGUGGUGUCCGCGCCGGUCGUGCGCCACGUGGUGUCCUCCCCCAUCGUCACCGCUCCCAUCAUCCGCACUCCCGUCAUCGCUGCUCCCGUCAGUGUGGGCUGGAGCGGGCUCGGCUGGGGCUCGUCCCUCGGCGGGUGGACCGGCUACGGCUGGGGCUCAGGCUGGGGCAAAGGAUGGCAUUAAGCAAUAGACACGAAAAUGUUUUCUCAAAAAUAAACCCUCGUUCUAUUCAAGUCACGUGUACCUAAAACUAAAAUGUCUUGUAUUGUAUAUAGUAUUCUGUGUAUAGUUAUCGUGUAAAUAUUGUAAUAAAAUAUUUUCUAUAAGCUCC
Molecule: messenger RNA, 753 nt
Organism: Spodoptera frugiperda (fall armyworm)
Lineage: Eukaryota; Metazoa; Arthropoda; Insecta; Lepidoptera; Noctuidae
Exons: 3
Coding region: 267-605 (112 amino acids)
Source: RefSeq, a predicted model, not a curated record